Molecule: messenger RNA, 6879 nt
Organism: Plasmodium reichenowi
Lineage: Eukaryota; Apicomplexa; Aconoidasida; Haemosporida; Plasmodiidae
Product: surface-associated interspersed protein 13.1 (SURFIN 13.1)
Exons: 2
Coding region: 1-6879 (2292 amino acids)
Source: RefSeq, a predicted model, not a curated record
AUGGAAUUUAAUAUACCUUUACCAUUAAAAACAAAAAACACUCGUUUGAUUAAUGAAUUUUCUAAUAAAUAUUUAGAAGGUAUUUCUAAAUAUAUAUUAAUGUUGAUGCAAAAUGAAACACCCAAAAAGAAUAUCACUACUUGUCGAAAUAUGAAUUAUUGGAUAGAAGAUAUAAAAGAUGAAUUUAAUGCGAAAAUAUUACCCUUGUAUAUAUAUAAGGAAGAUGAACAGGUAUGGGAUAAAUAUAUAGAAAAAGGACUUUUAAUUAAUUUAAAUAAUAUUAUAGGGGAUGUAUGUCAAAGAACUCCAAUUCCAUAUAUAAAACCUGUAAGAGAUAUAAGAAAAGAAAUAGAAGCAUAUUGUUAUGAAAGAGAUGAAGUGCUUGAAGAAUUAAAAAAAUAUACAUUAACAAACAAAGAAAAAUGUGAAUAUUAUAAUAACUGGAUGAAUGAAAAGCAAGCAUUAUUUCGUAAAAAACCAGCUUGGCAUAAAUAUGCUAAUAACCCAAGAUAUAAAAGUGCUUUCAAAAUUUCAUGUAAUUGUGAUACGGAAACAAUGUUCCAAAAUAAAUUGAACUGUCAAAACGAAUAUCGUAAAAGAAGUAAAAAAAUUCGAAAAUUUAAAAAAAAUAAAAGUAAAACUGCCCUCAAAAAAAAAUCACAGAAAGGAAGUGAUAAUGAAGAAGAUGAAGAAGAUGAAGAAGAUGAAGAAGAUGAAGAAGAUGAAGAAGAUGAAGAAGAUGAAGAAGAUGAAGAAGAUGAAGAAGUUGAAGAAAAUGAAAAAAAAAGUAGUCCAUAUGGAAAAGAAAAAACUAAGGAUGAAGAAGGCACUCCAAUAAAAAAUGAUGAACAAAUUACUAAUCCAACAUAUCAUGAACCUAAAAAAGAAAAAACAACUAAAACUAUAGAACGUUCUUUUGCUUCACAUAAUCCCAGAAAUAAAAUUAUUCCUGUAUCAACUUCUAGUUCCACUACUACUACCAUUUCACCUACUUUAUCAACUAUACCAAAAACAUCUUCUCCAGUAACCGCAACUAGUACUUCUACUAUUACUACAACUACUCCUUCAUUAUAUACACCAAUUACUUCUACAACAUUAGCGCAGGAUGUUUCUUCGCCUAUGAACCCCCCAAAACCUACUACGAAUUUACCUAGAAUACCGCACAAUACAAAUACAAUAUCAGAUACUACAAUAAGUACCAAAAAUAUGAAUGCUUUAAAUAAUGAAGAUGAAAUUAAAUAUAGAAGAUUUCCUGAAAAUAUACAUAAAGGUGAUAAAAUUUUAAUAGAAAAAAUUCAUAAUGAAGAUACAAAAACUUCAGAUGCUUACAAAAAAAUAUUACCAGGUAAAUCUGGUCAAGCUGGACCCCCAGGAAUAUAUCAAAAACGUCAACACACACUUAAAGGUAAAAGUGGACAAUCUAUAAAUAUAGGUAUAUGGGGACAAGCAGGCCAUCCAAAUGAAAAAAGAAGUAAUACUAAGGAAAAUAAACAUAGAACUAUAAUACAAAAAGAUCGAUUUCAAAGAGAAAUCCAUGAUAAUCCAAAUAUUAAAGAUAGAUAUUCAUCUAUAAAUAAUUAUAUAUUAAAACCAACUAAAACAUUUCAUCAGAAUUAUGAAUCAGAACACCAUGAUAAAUCGUCUAGUGGACCUAUUCUGCAUAACGAAAAACCAACAAAUUAUACAAAACCUGAACGUUCUUCUGUUAAAGAACUUAUACGUUACAAUGAUACAUACACAUCAAACCAUUCUGAGUCAAAAUCUACAAAAUAUCGCAAAUAUCCACAACACCUAGCAUCAACCAAAUUUAACUCCACAGUACAUGAUAUAAACCAAAAUGAAAUACAAGAAAAUGUAUUGGAAAAAUUUAACUUAAACCAAAAAAUAUCACCACAUAAUCCAAUAUAUUAUCUUGGAAAUAUACUUGAUAUAAUUGAACAAUUUUUAAUAACACUCUAUUCUAAUAAGGAAAAAACAAAUGAAUUAAGAGAAAAUUCUAAUCCACAAAUUAAUAAAUUAGAAAGUGCUAAGCAAAAUAAAAGUACUUCUGAAACAGAUUCUACUCCUACAUAUAUACCUAUUAUUAAACGUGAAGUUACUGCAGCGCCAAAAAAUGAUCCAAGGGAAAUUAAAGAACAAUUCAUGAAACCACAAACAUAUAAUAUGGAAAAUGAUUCAGCAAAAGAUCAGACACCUAAAAUUUAUCUUCCUGGAGAAUAUCCUCACGAAGUACCAAUUGCACUCCCAACUGAUCCGAAAGAAAGAUCAAAAUUUAUUAUCCCUGAACAAAUUAAACCUAUAAAAACAUAUCCUCCUAUUAUUGGACAUAACAAAUCCAAAACUGCGCCACCUAAUAUUAAUCUUCCUCCUUCAGUUUUGAAGAAAUAUCCUCAUAUUGCUGAAAAGUACAAAGGAUAUUAUGAAUAUACACAAAACGAGGGAUGGGGAAAUGGGUAUGUUGAUGUAUUACAUAGACAAAAUUUUGAUUCAAUAGAUCCACCGCCAACAUAUGAAACAUAUCCAUACGAUAUAGAGAAUGUUAUUACAGGAAAUAAUAUGAAUAAAAAUUUUUCAUUGCCUAAUAAAUCAAAUGAAUAUAAUUUCCGAGAUUAUAAUAUUCCUAAACAUAUUAAUCUACAUGUUAAACCAGAUGAAAGUGCAAAUAAUAUUGCUAAAGUUAUUAAUAUAUAUGAUUAUUUAUCAAACAAUUCAAAAACAUACAAAACAAAACAUAUUGAUUUACACAUUACAAAAAAUGAAAAUUAUCAAAACGGUUAUAGACCUAAAAAAAUUGACAUUCCAUUUUCAAAAAAUAUCAAGCCUCCUCCUUUAUACAGAAACACUGAUAAAAUUAAUGGAAAAAAAGAAUUUAUAAUAACAACAAAAACUCCAUCAGAUUAUACUAAUGAAGAAAUAAUAACUCAUCCAACUGAUAUAUCAAUAAUCAUUCCUGAUGAUUCAAAAAGCAAAAAAGAAGAUACCCUUCAUGGAAAUGUUAAAUAUCCGUUUCCUGAAAAUAUUGAUAAUUCUAAUAAUAAUUUUGACUUCACAAUUACAAAAAAUCCAUCAUUAAAUUAUAAUAAUAUGGAUAUAACAACAGACUCCAAGGAAAUAUCAAAUAAUAUUCAUGACGAUUUAAUAAAUCCAUCAGAAAAUGAUACAUUAAAUCAUAGUAUUCAAAUGAUAGAUAUUCCAUCUGAAAAUGUUAAAAAUUCAUUUUUUGAGAGCUUUCAUAAUUUCUAUAAAAAUUAUAAAAAAACAAAAAACAAAAAACCUUUAUUAAAUUAUGCUAACUCAGAAAAUAUAUCCGAAAGAACUAAAAUACCAUAUAUUAUUCCUCUAGAAGUAACUAAUGGUAUAAAUCAUCCUGAACAAGAGUCAAAUUUGCAUAUAGUGGAAGAAAAACCAGUAUGCUAUAAAGAUGGUACUUAUAAUGAAACAGAAGAAUGUACUAUUGAAAAAGCAUUAAAACAAAAGAAUGUUGUAUACGCUUAUCCUCCUAAUCUAUUUCAAGAAGAUAAAAGGGAAAAAUAUAUCCCUAAAGAAUUAUCUUUUCAAACACCUUCCUUACAUAACAUAUACACUACAUCAACUAUUGAAAACAUAAAUAAUGAAAAUGAAAAAGGAAAUAUUACUAUAUAUUUAAAGAAUAAUAAUAGAGAAAUAAAUCCUCCAGACUAUAAUAUUGUUCCUCACGAAAAUUCCUUCACACAAAUUAAAGAAAUUAAUCGUGCAUCUGAACAAAAAGAACAGAUAAAAACACAAAAUCAAACAGGAAUAAAUUUACAAAAAGAAAAUCCACAAAUAAGUGAACAUACAAUGGUAAAUCCAAAAUCAAAUUUAAUGAUGAGUUUUAAACCUCCACAGGAACCCCAAUAUAUGUACCAAAUGCUUGGGGUAUCACAGACAUAUGAUCAACCAAAUGCUUCUCAGAAUUUACCAAAUAGUUCCGCUCUUGAAGUAAAACCUGAAACAACUAUAACAUACCCACAUUCUUCUGGUACAUUAUUUAUACAUAGAGAAACACAUAAUGGACAACUAUCUACAUUAACUACACCCACCACAUCAGGAAAUAUCACGACAAAACCUUCAGGAAGGUUACAUUCCACAAAUCCUAGUAUUUCUUCUACAUCAGAAAAUUCAGUUAAUCCUUUUACUUCCUUACCUUCAUAUCACCAAAGCGAACAAAGCUAUUCAAAUACAGCACAUCACUUGUCACAAAUAUUAUUUUCUCGUGAAAAAAAUGGAAUGGUUAAAAAUGAAAUACAAUCCCCACAAAUAACUAUCAAAGGAUCAGAUGGAAGUAUUGCACAUUCGUUACAGAGAAAUAAUGGAUACAAAGGUUCAAACAUACUUAAUAUUGUAAUCCAGAUUGCUACACUAUUUGUGGGUGGAUUUAUGAUAAUGGCCGUUUUUCAUAAGCGUAACAUUUUCAUAUUUGGAGCAAAAAAAAAGAAAAAGAAAAAAAAACAACUAUCAUGUUUAGACGAAACAACAUAUGUUCCUGUAUCAGAAGAGACCUACACGGAACCCAUUUCUUAUGAAUUAUUAGAAAAUUAUGAAGAUUUGGAAGAAAAUAAUUAUGACGAAAAUAAUAUGGAAUACAUUUAUCCUGAAGAAGAAUUAAUUUCAAGUAAUACACGUGAAAUAAUAAAAGAGAAUCAAUAUACACAAGAGGAGGAUAAUAUAAUAAAAUAUGAAGAAAAACAUUCAACGCUAAUAGAACAAAAAAAGACAAAAUGGAAAUCAUUAAUAGAAACACAUCUUAAAAUAUUAGAAGAAUAUAAGAUGGAAGAAUGGGAUAUUCACAAAGGGGACUUUUUAGAAAUUUGUUUACAGGAAUUUAACAAUAUACAAGAUUUUCAAGUGGAAAAAAAAGAAUUAGAAAAUGAAACAAAUAAAUAUAUAUUAUAUAAUGAUGAUGAUAUUGAAAGACAAAAUUUUCUAUGGAAUAUUUACAUAGAAAAUAAUAGAUAUAUAUCUGAUCAGUGGAAAAACAAAAAAUGGUUUCAGAAUAUAAAAACAGAAUUGCAGAAUGAAAUGCAUAACUUUAUAAAACAACAACAACAAAAUAUAAAUAUUACAAAGAUGAGUAUUAUAAAUCCUUUAAUGGAAAGACAAAAAGGUAUAUGGAGAGAAUGGAUUAAAAAACAAAACUUCAUAAUAUAUAAUUAUAUAAAUGAAGAAUGGUUUAAGCAAGUGUUAAAAUUAUAUAAACAACAUUAUAAUGUAUCAAAAGAUAAUCUAAAUAACAAUAAAAUAUACAUAAUUAGAAUUUUAACAGGAAUAUUUAUGAUCGUAUUAGAAGAAUAUAUGAAAGAGGAAUGUACAAUAGCUAAAAAAGCAUUUCUAGAUAGAGGAUUAGAAAAAAUGAACAAACGAGAUAAUUCAGAUAUUAACGCAUACAUAACAGACAUAAUAAAUUCUACUAAAAAAAAUAUAUAUAUAAGCAAUAAAGAAGAAAAUAAUAUUAAAUACAAAAAAGAAAAGUGGUACCUAGAAAUGAAAGAAGAUUGGAUUAGAAACGAAUACAAAUAUUUAUCUUCCAUAAAAAAUCAAAAUAUACUUGAAAACGAUCUUAUUUUAAGAGAAAAUAAAUCUUUAAUAGAUAUACAAAAAGAUAUUUCAAGGAGACAUUGGGAUGAUCUUCAAAUAAAAUGGAUAGAUGAAGAUAAUGAAAAUGAUUGGCUAAAAAUAGCUGAAACAAAAUUUGUGGAUAAAAAAAAAGGCAAUUAUAAAAAACCAAAAGAUAAAAAGAAAAAUAUACAACCAAAAAAGGAAAAGGAAACGUAUCAUAACAAAUUAGAAAAACAAACUUAUGUUGAAGAAUCCUUUAAUAAUAUGGAUGAUGUGAAACUUCAUAAAAUGAAAACUGUUAUUGAAAUACAUAUGGAAUUAUUGGAUGAAUCCCAAAGAGAAGAUUGGGAAUUAAAUAGAAAACAAUUUCUAGAAAUAUGUAUAGAAGAAUUUUCCAAUAAAUUAGAGACAGAAAAAAAAAAUAUUAUAAAAUCAAAUGAGUUACAAUUAAAUAUCGAUAAUGAAAAAAUAAUAAAUCAUAUGAUAGAAAAACAAAAUAUGUUCAUUCAAAAAAUUAUGCAAAAAAAUAAAUUUUUAUUAGAAAGGUGGAAAAGAAAAGAAUGGUUCCAUAAAUUAAAAGAAAACUGGAAAAUUCAAGAAAAAAAUAAUAGUAUAACACAAAUCCAAGGUAAUAACAUGGAAAAUUCCAAAACUGAAAGAAAAAAUAUUAUGUUGGAAAAGCAAAAAAUAAUAUGGAAAAAAUGGGUUGCUAAAAAUGUUAUGCAUAUAGAAGAAUCAAAUAAUGAAAGUCUCUUGCAAGAUUUUAUAACGCAUAAUGAAAAUAUUUAUUUUCAAGAUAAAAAAAAUUUAAAUAAUAUAAAAAAUCAAAAUAAUAAUAUAUAUGAAAACAGUUUAAAGAAAUAUACAGAAAAAAAAUUACUUACAGUAAUAUGGAUUGAUAUUCAUAUGAUGGUUUUAGACGAAUUGAAAAAAGAAGAAAUUCAAGAAAGUAAAAUUAUUUUGUUGGACAAACUUAUUGAUGGUUUGAAAAAUAAAAAUGAUACAAAAACAAAUCAGCCUAUAAUACAUAUAAUAAAGGAAAAGAAAGAAAAUAUAUUGCAACAUAAAAGAAAUAACGUAAAUAUAUAUCAACGAGUAAAUGAAAAUAUUGAUUUUAAAUGGAUAAAUGAAGAAUAUAAAAAUUGCAAUAUAUUAAAAGAAAAAAUUGAUAUAUAUGAUAUGACUGUAAAAAAUCCUAUUUUAGAUAUUCAAACAAAUAUUUUGUUAAAAAAUUGGGAAAAUAUGCAGAUAAAAUGGAUAGAUGAUAAUAACGAAAAUGAUUGGUUAAAAAUUAGCACAUAA